AUGUCUCUUGUGACAGACGAAAUUAGAGCAUCUGCUUCAGAAGUCUACCAUGGGGAUGCAAUUUGUCAAGAAAAAUCUAAGUUUCUGCUCACAGAGAUGUCACUUCCCAAUGGUCUCUUGCCUUUAGAAGACAUCGAGGAAUGUGGUUAUGUGAAAGACACCGGCUUUGUGUGGCUUAAACAAAAGAAAGAGAAGAAACACAAGUUUGAAAAAAUCGGGAAGCUUGUAUCAUAUGGAACAGAAGUAACGGCGACCAUAGAGAAGGGCAAGAUCAAGAAACUUACGGGUGUUAAGACUAAGGAGCUUAUGCUGUGGAUCACACUUAGUGAUAUAACUGUUAAUGAAUCCAACCCUGAUAAGAUCAGUUUCCAGGCCACUUCUGGCUUAUACAGAACUUUUCCAGUUUCGGCUUUUCAAGUUGAGGAUGUGAAGAAAGAUGUGGGUGUGGCAAAGGAUGCUAAAGUGGUUGAAGGGGAUGUGGCUAAGGAAACCCAAGUCAAGGAGGUUUGA
Lactuca saligna is the source of this 510-nucleotide messenger RNA. The record is from the annotation of a GenBank genome assembly. Lineage: Eukaryota; Viridiplantae; Streptophyta; Magnoliopsida; Asterales; Asteraceae.